Botrytis fragariae is the source of this 2364-nucleotide messenger RNA. RefSeq names its product putative dna polymerase sigma protein. Gene Ontology annotation, cellular component: nucleolus; TRAMP complex. NCBI's taxonomy places the organism in Eukaryota, Fungi, Ascomycota, Leotiomycetes, Helotiales, Sclerotiniaceae. The transcript is spliced from 3 exons. The record is from RefSeq and is a predicted model, not a curated record. The coding region runs from base 1 to 2364 and encodes 787 amino acids. Gene Ontology annotation, molecular function: mRNA binding; poly(A) RNA polymerase activity. Gene Ontology annotation, biological process: RNA 3'-end processing.
AUGUCGCGUCAACCGCCUCUUCCCAAUGGCCUUCCGCCUCGACCUCCUGGAACUUUCUGGGAAAGAGAUAGAGAUGAGAGAAACAACAAUUAUCAUACACCCGAGAGAAAUCGUCGCGACAUGGGUCGUGAUUCUUAUCGCCCUGCUCCUCCUCCUCAAUACGAUAGUUAUGCUCCCCACUCUGCAAACCGCGAUCGCGAUAUGUACCAAUUUGGUGGUCACAAUCCUCCUCCACCAGCAUAUGGAAAUUAUGCUCCUGGUGUACAACCUCCCCGUCGUCCUUCUGGAGCUGGAGAUCCUUACCGUAUGAAUGAUGGUUAUCGCGCUCCACCCCCCGCUCCCAGCUUUGAUUUCCGUUACGAUGCACCACAGUCUAUCAAUUUCGAAAGCUCCGAUAGAUUUCAAUCCCAUGGACAAGGUCGCAAUAACAACUCUGGCGGCAACAGAGAUAGAAAUGAUGAUCAUCUUCGUCGUCGUCGCGAAAAAGAUCGACGCGACAACAAUCGAGGACGUGGCGGCUAUCGCGGUCGAGGUGGUCCAAGAUUGGCAGCAGAUCGAGUUUUCUUGAAAGGAAAACGCUCGCCUACUCCUGAACUCAUGCCAGGUAUGAAUGAAGAUGCCUCUGCUGAUGUUAAAUACAGAGAUAUCGGCGACUUGUCUGAUAGUGACGAAGCUGAGAUGGACAUGUCGGAUGAUGAUGAUAAUGACGAUCAACCCAAGAAAAAGAUUGCUCGAACUAGUGCAAAGGCUGCAGAUGGCGACAGUGUUCCAAAAUGGUCAAAUCCCGAUCCAUACACAGCCCUUCCACCACCAGGCGAAUCUGACCGAAAGAAGAAGGAUGUCGUUAAACUUAUUAGGAAAGCUCGUGUCGCAACUGGUCAAGAAGGCGCUACUAAAGUUGAUGCUGCUCAGGACGACUUCAUUUCUUUUGACCUCGAUGCGCCCGCAAGUAUUGAUAGUGAAGAGGAUGAUUACGAGCCCCAACCCUCCGAGCAGUCCGCACCCAGUUCAGCCAAAUCUUUCAGUCACCUCGAAAACAUUAGAAAGUUUGACAUGCCUCAGCAAUCACAAGAUACUGUCACCCAAUCAACCGGCAUCAAUAGCAUGCCCAUGGAUGAUGUCCAAACUCCCCAGCGAGCAUCUAAGCCAUUAGACCUAUCGACCGAUCCCGCUUUAGGUAGCAGAAAGCGUACCGCUAACGAUGUGAUCAAGCCUCCACCACUUGUGAAUAAGCUGAUUCCUGGUAAACCUCCCAAGUCCAGUGGAACUCUUCUUAAAGAGUGGCGUGCCGGACCUGGUGUGAAUGAAGUCCCUUGGCUUCAAGACCAUUCUGAUACCUCUAACAUGGGACUUUGGCUACAUAAAGAGAUAAUGGACUUCUACUAUCAUGUAAAACCUCGCAAAUUUGAAGAAGUCAUUAGACAGAAGUUGCUUGUUGACUUGAGGAACAAUUUCCGCAGAUAUUAUCCCGAUGCUGAUAUCCUACCUUUCGGCUCUUUUCCUGCAGGUCUCUAUCUGCCUACCGCUGACAUGGAUGUUGUCAUGGUUUCAGAUGAGUUCAUGGACGGUGGAUGGCCUAAAUACAGCAGCAAAAGUCAUAUCUGGCGGGUUAAAAGCAAUAUUGAAAGAGAUCGUCUUAAUACUGGUAGAAUCGACGUGAUCACCAGCGCUAAAGUGCCACUUGCUAAAUGGGUCGAUGCUAUUACUGGCCUGAAGGUUGAUAUGUCUUUUGAAAACGACACAGGCCUCAUCGCAAACAAAACAUUUCAAGAGUGGAAGGCUCAGUUUCCUGCAAUGCCUAUAUUGGUUACCAUUAUCAAGCAUUUAUUGGCAAUGAGAGGUCUGAAUGAGCCUGUCAAUGGUGGCAUAGGAGGCUUUUCUAUUACUUGUCUUGUUGUAAGUCUUCUACAGAACUUGCCACAGGUCAAGAGUGGAACUAUGAUACCAGAACAUAAUCUCGGCGAGAUCUUGAUGGAGUUCCUCGACUUGUAUGGCAAUGAGUUCAACACGCGUACCACUGCCAUUUCUGUUAAUCCACCUAAACUUUUCCCGAAAUCUACAGCUCCUCGCGGCCUUUACAGAGAUUUUGAUAGUCCAAAGUUCUCUAUAAUCGACCCGAACAGACCCGACAAUGAUAUCUCAGGUGGUUCAAAAAACACCCCUGCAAUUCAAGAAUGCUUUUCUGCUGCCUAUUCUGCUUUGCAGCAGAGUAUGAACACAUUGCAACACGCUGACCUCAAAACUCGUCAAAAUCAAAGUCUUCUUCGAUGUAUCAUUGGUGGGAACUACGAAUCCUUCAAGCUUCAAAGGGACCACCUUGCCCACCUACAUGAACAAAUAGUUGGCCCAAUUGAAGAUGAGUAG